Molecule: messenger RNA, 2829 nt
Organism: Iphiclides podalirius (scarce swallowtail)
Lineage: Eukaryota; Metazoa; Arthropoda; Insecta; Lepidoptera; Papilionidae
Source: the annotation of a GenBank genome assembly
AUGAUUAAGUUUUUUUUGUUAUUAAAUGUUGUUUGCAUAUUUCACGGAGUCAACGCAGGGUUUCCUGAAUUUGAAGAAGAGAGUGAAGAAAUUACCGCCAAUACCGCAUAUAUAUGCUUGGCACACCCGAUGGACGCCAGCGAAUUACAAAAACAAUUUGAAUUAAGUUCAGAAAAUACUGAGGACCCAUUCACUGAAAGUUACUUCGAUAAUGUGGCCGAAAAUUUGGAUGAUAAUAGUAAAGAAAACCAGACUUGCGGUGUCAACGAGAUUUUGAACAAUUGUCCAUCAGAGAGCUGCGAGUACUGUCCAACCAACGAUAAAGAGUCACGCGCGUGUCUUGCUUCAUCUUCUUCUCCAGAUAAGUGUCCGCCUGCCAAGUGCACCUGUCGGAACAACUACAGACGAUUUCUUAAUGGAACCUGUGUACCCACUAGAGAAUGUCCUCCAUACAAAUGCCCGCUGGCCAAUGAAGAGUUCGACGCAUGCCCCCUGUGCCCUAGCGACAGCUGUGACCGCGCCACGCCGAAUGGAGGUUGCCCGACUGUCGGGCGCAUCGGCAUACCUCUGCAAUGUCGGCCAUCUUGCCGCUGUGUGAACAACUUUUGGCGGGAUGGUGAUCGCUGUGUUCCAUACGAAAACUGUCCCAACAUCAAAAACGCCUUAAAUUGCUCUCUCCCAAACGAAAGUGUUACAUGUGUAAGACCUUGUCCUCCGUUAAGAACGUGCGAGAAUCGCAACAAGCGGUAUCAUUGCCUCGUUGAUCUGAAAAGGCCAUGCACUUACCAGUGCGCAUGCGACGAAGGGUUCUAUCGUAAUUCUGAUGGUUUUUGUGUCACUCAGGAGCUAUGCGAUAAGAAAUGCAGUGGUCCCAAUGAGGAAUACAAAGCAGACAAGAAAACAUGCCCACCCGAGAUAUGUCGAUCCAUAAUAUCUAGAUACGCUUGCAACCCUAAGGAGGUGGGACAACCAGGUUGCGUUUGUAAACCUGGCUUCCUGAGACUUAAUCUUACCUCAACAUGCAUACUCACAGACCAAUGCCCCGAGCUUGCAAACAGGCCUCCAGUAUGUAACCUCCCUAACGAGUCCGCGAAAUGUGUGAAAACUUGUCCACCUCCGAGGACCUGCGAAGAUCGAAACGUGUUUUAUAGGUGCAUCGAUAACACAAACGAAACUUGCAAAUUCCAAUGUGUGUGUGACGAUGGCUUCUACAGGAACUCCGAAGGAUUCUGCGUUAGUUACGACCUGUGUGAUAAGGAAUGCUCAGGGCCGAAUGAAGAGUACGUAGCAAUCAAGAAGACGUGUCCAUCUGAUACAUGCAGCUCCAUCGUAUCAAAAUGUCGAUUUGACCCAGAAGAGAUCGGGCAGCCAGGGUGCGCGUGCAAAUCUGGUUUUCUGAGACUCAAUCAGAGCUCGACAUGUAUACCUACAAGGGAGUGCCCCGAACUAGCUAACCAGCCUCCAGAAUGUAGUCGACCUAAUGAAUCAGUAAAAUGUGUGACAUCAUGCCCGCGUCAAUCGACGUGUCUAACUCGAAAACUACGAUUAUUAUAUAAAUGCCCUGAUAACACGAACGAAACUUGCAAGUUUGAAUGUGUUUGUGAUGAUGGUUUCUUCAGGAAUUCCGACGGAUUUUGUGUUACUCCUGAUUUGUGUGAUAAACAAUGCACUGGCCCCAACGAAGAGUAUGUAGCAAAUAAGAAGACGUGUCCGUCAGAUACAUGCAAAUCCAUCGUAACAAAAUGUCGAUACGAUCCUGAAGAAGUUGGACAGCCAGGAUGCGUUUGUAAGUCGGGCUUUCUACGACUUGAUCCAAAUUCGACUUGUAUACCUAUGCAAGAGUGCCCUGAGCUAGCUAACCAAAACCAGAUUUGCGGUGUCAACGAGAUUUUGAAUAACUGUCCAGCAGAGAGCUGCGAGUACUGUCCAACCAACGAUAAUGAGGCACGCGCUUGUCUAGCUUCCUCUUCUGCUCUGAUUAAGUGUCCGCCUGCUAAGUGCACCUGUCGAAACAACUUCAAGCGAUUGCUUAAUGGCACCUGCGUACCCACGAGCGAAUGUCCACCUUACAAGUGUCCGCUGGCCAAUGAACAUUUCGACGCAUGUCCCGUGUGCCCCAGUGAUGACUGCGAUCGCGCCAGGCCAAAUGGCGACUGUCCGAGGGACGGGCGCAUCGGCAUUCCUCUGCAAUGUCAGCCAUCUUGCCGCUGCGAGAAAAACUUUUGGCGGGACGGUGAUCGAUGCGUCCCAUACGAAGAAUGUCCCAACAUCAAAAAAAUGCUUCAAUGCAAUCAGCCGAACGAGGACUGGAAGUGUGUGAAGUCCUGUCCGCCGCCCAGGACUUGCAGGAAUCGCGGCGUUCGUUUCAAUUGUUUCAACAACCUAAUUGAGUUGUGCAAAUACGAUUGCGUUUGUAACGCUGGCUUUUACAGAAACUACGACGGAUAUUGCGUAACCAGCGAACUUUGCGAUAAAAAAUGCACCGGCCCGAACGAGGUGUAUAAACCGGAUAAAAAGAAGUGCCCUCCGGAGACUUGCCAAUCUUUAUUGGCUCAGUACAAAUGCGACUCAGAGGAAAAGGGACAACCCGGAUGCGUUUGCAAACCUGGCUAUUUGAGAUUGCACCUAAACUCGACUUGUAUACCGACGUGCGAUUGUCCAAAAGUGACUUCUUCACAUGACGACAUAUUCAGCGUAUAUUUUGUUUUGUGCCCUAUUGAUUACGGUAACAACCAGCAAGGCAGAUCCUAUGCGAUGCUUAAAACCGAACGAGGUCUUGGAUUGCAUGUCGCCUUGUCCAGAAGAAACCUGUCAAACUCGCGGCACCUA